CCUCAUUGGCCUUCCUAGUUGGCGCGGUAGGUGAGUGACCCCAAUUCGUCCCUUUCAUAAAUUGGCCUCUCUUCACGUUCAUCUCAUUCUCCCCCUCCUUCCGUCCGCCACCAAAUCUCCAGCUAAUCUCCCUCCCUCCCUCUUUCUCUCACUUUCUGUGGGACCCACGGCCUGCAAUGAUCAUCAACGUGAAGGCGUCCACCAUGGUGCGGCCGGCGGAGGAGACGCCUAGGCGGGCGCUCUGGAACUCCAACGUCGACCUGGUCGUGCCUAACUUCCACACGCCCAGCGUCUACUUUUACCGGCCCACCGGUGCCGCCGACUUCUUCGACGCGGAGGUUAUGAAGCAAGCUCUCGCUAAGGCUCUUGUUCCGUUCUACCCGAUGGCCGGCCGGCUCCGCCGCGAUGAGGACGGUCGUGUCGAGAUUGAUUGUAACGGUGAGGGUGUGCUCUUGGUCGAGGCCGAGACCACUGGCGUGAUUGACGAUUUCGGUGACUUCGCUCCCACGCUCGAGCUCCGGCAGCUUAUUCCCGCCGUCGAUUAUUCUGGUGGAAUCGAAACGUACCCAUUGUUGGUAUUGCAGGUAACGCGCUUUAAAUGCGGAGGUGUCUCACUGGGUGUCGGUAUGCAACACCACGCAGCAGAUGGGUUCUCUGGCCUUCACUUCAUCAACACAUGGUCUGACAUGGCUCGUGGCUUUGACCUCACCGUCCCGCCCUUCAUUGACCGCACUUUGCUCCGAGCACGUGACCCACCUCAGCCUGUCUUUGAGCACAUUGAAUACAAGCUCCCUCCAACCAUGAAGACCCCUCUUCAAGUGCAACCCUCAAAACCAGGUUCAGACAAUAAUGCUUCAGCAGCAGUCUCCAUCUUCAAGAUGACUCGUGACCAGCUCAAUGCCCUGAAAGCCAAGUCCAAAGAAGAUGGUAACACCAUCAACUAUAGCUCUUAUGAGAUGCUUGCUGGUCAUGUCUGGAGAAGCACGUGCAAGGCACGUGGGCUUCCCCAUGAUCAAGAGACCAAGUUGUACAUUGCAACUGAUGGACGGUCUAGAUUACAGCCACCCCUUCCACCAGGUUACUUUGGGAACGUGAUCUUCACGGCCACGCCCAUGGCUGUGGCUGGUGAUCUCAUGUCAAAACCAACUUGGUUUGCAGCCAGCAGGAUUCAUAAUGCACUUGCCAGAAUGGACAAUGAGUAUUUGAGAUCGGCUCUGGACUAUCUAGAGCUUCAACCUGAUCUGAAAGCUCUGGUUCGUGGGGCUCAUACUUUCAGGUGUCCAAAUCUUGGAAUCACAAGUUGGGUUAGGCUUCCAAUACAUGAUGCUGAUUUUGGAUGGGGAAGGCCUAUAUUUAUGGGACCUGGUGGGAUUGCAUAUGAAGGACUAUCUUUUAUAAUUCCAAGCUCAGCAAACGAUGGAACCUUGUCAGUGGCAAUAGCUCUACAGCCUGAGCACAUGAAGGUGUUCAAGGAAGUCUUGUAUGAGAUUUGAUGCAGAGGCCUUCAGGAACGCCAAAAUGCUCAAAGGGGUGUUUUUCUUUCUUUUGGAAAAACAAAAAUUUACUUUGGUUUAACCAUAUUUACAUGUGUCAUUAUUGAGACUCGUUCCAUUUUACCAGAGACUAUCAUAUGGCUCUGCAUAGUAUAGUAUAGUUCUGUAAACUUAAAAGGAACUUCAGAAACAAGUGCAAUACUUGUUUUGGAUCACAUCUGAGAAAGAUUUGUUGAACAAAUGCCAUUUUGUCAGGGUAAGCUAUGUAGCUUAUGCUAUGCAUGAGUUUAUCCGCGGCAAUAGCUCUGCAGCCUGAGCAUGAUGGUGUUUUAGGAUUUGUUGUAUAGCAUUUGAGGAAUUGAAAAUGACUACUGACUUAUUUCUAUAA
This is a messenger RNA of Prosopis cineraria, 1881 nucleotides long. RefSeq names its product shikimate O-hydroxycinnamoyltransferase-like. NCBI's taxonomy places the organism in Eukaryota, Viridiplantae, Streptophyta, Magnoliopsida, Fabales, Fabaceae. The transcript is spliced from 3 exons. The record is from RefSeq and is a predicted model, not a curated record. Bases 177 to 1493 code for a protein of 438 amino acids. Gene Ontology annotation, molecular function: acyltransferase activity, transferring groups other than amino-acyl groups.